UCCUCCCUUCUUUCCUGCCAGCCAUGGCCAUGACAGGUCCAACGCCGUGCUCAUCCAUGAGUAACCACACCAAGGAGAGAGUCACCAUGACAAAGGUGACAUUGGAAAACUUCUACAGCAACCUCAUUGCCCAGCACGAGGAGCGAGAGAUGAGACAAAAGAAACUAGAACAAAUGAUGGAAGAAGAAGGCCUAAAAGAUGAAGAGAAAAGAAUCAGGAGGUCAGCACAUGCACAAAAGGAGACCGAGUUCCUUCGCCUGAAGAGAACCAGGCUUGGACUGGAGGACUUCGAGUCUCUAAAAGUAAUAGGCAGAGGAGCAUUUGGAGAGGUGCGCCUGGUCCAGAAGAAGGACACGGGGCACGUUUAUGCCAUGAAAAUCCUACGCAAGGCUGAUAUGCUUGAGAAGGAGCAGGUUGGCCACAUCCGUGCAGAGCGGGACAUCCUGGUGGAGGCAGACAGCUUGUGGGUUGUGAAGAUGUUCUACAGUUUCCAGGACAAGCUAAACCUCUACCUGAUCAUGGAGUUCCUGCCUGGAGGUGACAUGAUGACGCUGUUGAUGAAGAAGGACACUCUGACAGAAGAGGAGACGCAGUUCUACAUCGCCGAGACCGUGCUCGCCAUUGACUCCAUCCAUCAGCUGGGAUUCAUCCAUCGCGACAUAAAACCGGACAACCUCCUCCUGGAUAGCAAGGGUCAUGUGAAACUGUCAGAUUUUGGUCUGUGUACUGGGCUGAAGAAAGCCCACAGGACAGAAUUUUACAGGAACUUGAAUCACAGUCUUCCCAGUGACUUCACUUUCCAGAACAUGAAUUCCAAAAGGAAAGCAGAGACUUGGAAGAGGAAUCGCCGGCAGUUGGCUUUUUCUACAGUGGGAACUCCAGAUUACAUUGCUCCUGAGGUUUUUAUGCAGACUGGAUACAACAAGCUGUGUGACUGGUGGUCGCUGGGGGUCAUCAUGUACGAGAUGUUGAUUGGUUACCCACCAUUCUGUUCCGAGACUCCUCAAGAGACGUAUAAGAAAGUGAUGAACUGGAAGGAAACCCUGACAUUUCCUCCAGAGGUUCCAAUCUCUGAUAAAGCAAAGGAUCUUAUUUUAAGAUUUUGCUGUGAAUGGGAGCACAGAAUUGGUGCAUCUGGUGUGGAGGAAAUAAAGAGUAACCCAUUCUUUGAAGGGGUUGAUUGGGAGCACAUCAGAGAGAGACCUGCUGCGAUUUCAAUAGAAAUUAAAAGCAUUGAUGAUACCUCAAACUUUGAUGAAUUUCCAGAAUCUGAUAUCCUUAAACCAACAGUGGCAACAAGCAACCACCCAGAGACUGACUACAAGAACAAAGACUGGGUUUUUAUCAAUUAUACCUACAAGCGUUUCGAGGGCCUGACGGCCCGAGGAGCAAUUCCAUCCUAUAUGAAAGGAGGGAAGUAACACAGCUUUACCUGGAACUUCUGAGCCAUGGAAUUCUGUUGCUGUACUUUGGGUUUAUACCCAUAAAAGAACUUGUUGUUUUUUUUUUAAAGAAAACUUGAGGGCUAUCAAUUCUUGGAGAAGACUUCAGGACCCUGUUUUGUUACACACCUGGUUGUUACUAAGGAUUUUUUUUCCUGCACCAUUGAAAAAUUCCAUGUUUGCAUCAUCUCUGCUGCCAGCACCUUUUGCUGCUUCAGGAGCAAGGGGUUUUUUUAUAUUCUUUGCCAGACUGUCCAGUCCUUUGGGAGAUGAGAGCAAGCUUUCCCUUUGGCAUUGCAAAGCACGGGAUUCUAUGACUGCAUCCAGUCCUGCAUUAAGUGACAAACUCACUCUGCCAAUUCUGCCAGCACUGUUUGCCCAGUAGUUGAGGACUCCAGGAGAGAGGAAACAAAGCAAUAAUUGAAGCUUGAGACAGACAACUGUCUAGUAGAAGGACACAACUCGGAUUGCCUUAACCUUACUUUGUAUUGCUGUUUUUAUAAUGUUCCUUGGAAGCCUCUUCAAUAGCAUUUCUCAGCUCUGUUGCUGUGGCCUCCAGUUCUGGUGCACUUUACUUCUGGUACCAAGUGACCCUCAAGCCAUUUAAUAUUUUUUCUAAAUUAAAAGAUUUUGCAACACUUUUUCUUUCCUAAAUAGAGGAGAAACGGGCCAUUUCCUCCAUUGAGUGCUGAGUUUUUGGUUACUGUAUGUCAGGAUGGAUCCAUAAACAAUGCAGAUAAACUACAGCUGGCCACACAAGUGGGUCUGGAAUUAGAGCAGAGGGAGGGAAAUUCCAGGAAGCUGAUCCUUGGUGGGCAAGUUGAGCACAGUUAAGCCAGCCCUGAGGCUCCCCAGGUUGGCUGCUGCUGUUUCUUAGCCACUUCUGAGCUCUGCUGCAUCUUCAGUGGUUUAAAGGCCAAAAUCCAUCUUCUGUGGCCUUUUUGCUGUUGAUCUUGAGCAGAACAGGAUCAGACUGUUGCUGAUGGAGGCCUGCCUGGUGUUCCCUCACAGAGCUGCUCUUGCUGUACCAUCUGUACCCAGAGGGUUCCACGGAUGGUGCCUCAUGGGGUCACCUUUGGGGCAGUGGAACCCACCGUGUCCACUUGUUGAUUGUUGCCUACUCUAAUUUAUAAAAGUACAUUCAGUUCUGAUCAAGGUCUCUUCAGGAGAGUCCCAAAGUGCCUUUCCCUGCCUAAGCCUCUCUCAGAAGACAGCAACAUUUUGGGAGGGAGGAUUCUGCCUCAGCUGAGCUCUUCCUAAUUUAAUUUUCCUAACCACAAGCUCCACUUUGUGCCCGUUUGUAGUUAACUCUGCACUUCCAGGGGCAGGUGGCAUUAACCCUUGGGCCUGCAUGGUUCCAGUCCUGGAAUUUACAAUUUUAUUAAUAUAUUUAAAUUUACAAUUAAAAUACAAUUCAGUGAGGUUUUUACAAGUGUGUCUCAAUUCAAAUUGUCUUGGAUUCCUGCAAACUUUUCUUGGUGCUGAACACUAACUCCGGAGUACAGACAAGACAAAGCUCCAGUGAUGUCUCACAGGAAAACAAAAGGCUUCCAGGUUUGUUUAGUCCUGACUUUCUUGAUUAGAAAAUGAAACAAAAUGGAUUUGUAGUGGAACUUUUUUUUUUAUAUAGGUGCUUUUAGGCAAUGUUUACCUAGAUGUCUCUUGACUCGAGUGCCAUCCUGAAGGACUGGUGGGGGGCUGCCAGUACUGUACAGAACUCGUCAGGGUCCUCCCCUCACCACCCCUGUGCUUUUUGUACUUGUCCUACGAGUUUAUGACUUGCCAU
Molecule: messenger RNA, 3228 nt
Organism: Cyanistes caeruleus (blue tit)
Lineage: Eukaryota; Metazoa; Chordata; Aves; Passeriformes; Paridae
Source: RefSeq, a predicted model, not a curated record